This is a messenger RNA of Penicillium canescens, 240 nucleotides long. RefSeq lists its product as uncharacterized. The record is from RefSeq and is a predicted model, not a curated record. Bases 1 to 240 code for a protein of 79 amino acids. NCBI's taxonomy places the organism in Eukaryota, Fungi, Ascomycota, Eurotiomycetes, Eurotiales, Aspergillaceae. The transcript has 3 exons.
AUGUUACUUCGAACGGUUCUGAGCUUUGCUAUCUUUGCACAGGCCUCCUUCGGCGCUGCACUAAAUGCGCGGGACGACCAUGGCUGGUGUUACUGCUAUCGAAAGGGUAUCCCUGACACCGGCGAGCUCGCGCACGGCCUAGAUACAGGACUCACCGGUAAUGUUUGCGGUAAAUUCCCAGUGUCUGUCACUUUUAGUGAGCUGGACAGCAAGGCAUGGUCCCCUUCUUCCUUAGAAUAA